Molecule: messenger RNA, 1246 nt
Organism: Aureobasidium pullulans EXF-150
Lineage: Eukaryota; Fungi; Ascomycota; Dothideomycetes; Dothideales; Saccotheciaceae
Exons: 3
Coding region: 261-1109 (282 amino acids)
Source: RefSeq, a predicted model, not a curated record
ACUUCAACAAACUUGUCUCUUGGUAUAGCGCUCCUGUGGAAGGGAGUCGGGUCACUAUCGGGAGGCUGGAGGAUGAGGAGGAGGAUGGGGAUGAGGAUGAGGAUGAGGGGUGUGAGAAAGUGAGAAAGUGAGAAACCAGUGCUGGUGGGUCAUCACAACGCAGAAGCUGGAUGGUGAUCAAGAUGACAUCAGCCACGAUGCUCUGAUUUCAUUCUCUCGAACUCCAAAGACACUGCAUUCCGCGAUGGUCGCAGACAGUGAUGAAGACGGCAAACGUCGUCGACAAGCUGCAUGCAAGACAGAAGGAGCGACCGCAAGGUUGGCUGUCACAUGCAAAAUUGGGUUCCGUCUUGAAGAAGUCGCGACUUCCUCGAUCGAAGGCAAGGCACCUGACAUCUCGACGCUCUGAUUCUCUGCUUCCCUUGGACCUUCGACCUUCGACUUUCAUUCCCAAAAAACCUUUCUUUCACUUCAGCCCGUCGUUCAUCAUGUCGAAACGAUCUGUACCCGACGACAAACCUGCCAGCCUGCCCUUCGCCAAAAAGUCCCGCCUCGAGAUCGAUGAAGGUCUAGCAGAAGUCAGGGCAAAGGGCGCCAGCUUACUUGAAGGUCUCAAACUUCAGAAGACCACUUUCCAAUGGCCUCAACCCUCCGCCCGCGAAGAAAUCAUCACGAACAUCGCAAAGGCUGAAUCUAUGAUGUCCUCUCUCACCAAGCUCGAACAGAAGUCGAAGAAUGCCUCCGAAACCGUCGAAAAGCUCAUCGAUGCAAUCAUCAACAAUGAGUUGAACAAGUGCUCAGUCUUGCACGUAGAGACAUGGAAUGCGAUGAGCAGGGACCAGAAGGUCGAGUUAUGGAAGGCCUCUUGGUCUACGAUGCGCAGAUCAGAGCUGAAGUCACCAAGAUUGUCAAGGAGAAGAUGCAGGGCCUGGCCGCCAGUGCCAUCAUCGCCAAAGCCAAGGCAGAAACCGAAGGUGCUUUCAAAGAUGUUGCAAGCAAGAAACUGCUCAGUAUCCUCAAGGCGGCAAUGGGAUCUCGUGUUUAACGGGUGGUCAGUCCGAUGGGAGAAAGAACCGUGGCUGAGAAACGAUGCAAGAACGAAGAUGUAGCUUUCGCUGAGCCUGAAAACAGUUUCUUGCUCCAGACUUGACGAAGUCAACCACAAUCACAUGCUUGUCGCUUUGCAGAAGUCUCACUCAUUUUCACUUUUGUGUCCAUCACUUUCGAGUUGACUUUGUAAUUCUCG